AUGCAUCCUGAUUCCUUUGGUUAGAAGCUUGGCUUGUUAUUUUAACCUUCUAAACACGACAUCGUUCCUAAGCCCCUAAGUUUUUAUCAUUGGUUCAAGCAAUUCUAACAGCUACCGAGUUUAUGACACCAUACAGCUAGUUCACGCAACGGAUGCGCCCAAGCGCUACGGACGAUUCUCUAGGGAAGGCCGGACCAACUGAGGUGGUCGCCGACGCUCCUGGAGGGAAUGAAGGCAACAAAGAGCGCUGGCCCCCUGCUCGGCCCUUCUCCCAGGCCUCCGCCGCCUCCUUCCGCGUGCCCGGCGGCGGUGGCGCGGCGGGGGAGGCGGUGCGCCCGGGGCUGCGGCGCGCCUACCUCACCCUCGCACCGGAGGCACGCACGGAGAGCUAUCUGGAGGUGAUGGACGAGGUGCUGGUGUCCGCCCCCGCCCUCAGCCGCCUCACUCGCAGCGCCCGGCUGGCGGUGGCACGGAAGGCGCAUGUUGUCGAGUUCCCGCCCGGUGCUGCGCUGUGCACCCGGGGAGCCCCGCAGGAGUGCAUCCUGGUGGUCAUGUCGGGGGAGGUGGAGGUGGUGGAGGGCCGCGGCAACGACCUGCCCGCCGCCUCCUCCCUGCUGGCCGCAGUCACCUCGCCCCCCGCCCGCCCGCCCAUCAACCCCAACCGCCCCCCCUCGCCGCCCGCCUCCAGUCGCGACUCCAGCCCGCGGGGGGCCAGCAGGGGGCGAGCGGGGGGCAGGGAGGAGCAGCCCACCAGCCCCACAACACAGUCACCCGCUUCCCCUUCCAGAAGGCACCCCCACCCCCACCACCACCACCCCCAUGCCGGCCUCCGCAUCAGCCCCGACCCGCUGCUGUGCCUGGGGGCCGGCGGCCUGGGCGGCACCUCCCCCCCCGUCAGCCCCUCCCCCAGCCCCUCCCCCACCUCGCAGCUGCCCCUGCCCCUGCCCCACCCCCAGGGCGGUGCGCUGCCGCUGCAGCUGGAGCGGCGCCACGUGCCGCACCCCGCCAUACUGCAACACCUGCAGCACCAACACACCUCGCAGCACCACCACCACCUACACCAGGCGUCAUUGGGGGGACACAGCGGGCGCUACCAGCAGCAGCUGAGCAGGGGCGGCACACCCGCCUCACCCACACCGCCGCUCAGGCAGCCGCACACCCACACCCAGCAGCGGGGGCGGUGCCGGCGGGUGGGGCACCUGCGGGGGCAGCAGGAGCACCAGUCCGCUCCCCGCCUCCUCUGCUGCUGCUGCCGAUGCCAGCAGCCCCUUCCACCACCACCACCAGCACCACACCCCCUUCCGUCGGGGCACCUCGUGGGAGCUGCUCGACGAGCGCGGCGGCACCCCCGGGGAGGGCAGCACCGGGGGGUGGGGGGGUGGCGGUGGGAGCCGCAGCCUGCUGCUCGGCUCCAAGCUGGGAGGUGCCAGCAUGAGCAGCAACCACAGCGGGGUCAGCUUGGGCAGUGGAGGAGGAGGAGGAGGCGGGCGCAGCAUCAGCCGCGGGCACCAGCACCACCACCUGGGCACAUACCCGCCUCACCACCAGCACUACCACCAGCAGCAGCAGUCCUCCCUGGGCGAGGAGGGAGGGGGUAGUGCCGGCCCGCAUGCGGUGCCCUGCUGCCCCGCCGGCUCGCGGCUGGGUCGGGGCGACUGCCUGGGCGGGUUGGACCUGGCGCAGCUGGCCCGCCUGCCGCCGCUGACGGGG
Astrephomene gubernaculifera is the source of this 1710-nucleotide messenger RNA. Lineage: Eukaryota; Viridiplantae; Chlorophyta; Chlorophyceae; Chlamydomonadales; Astrephomenaceae. The record is from the annotation of a GenBank genome assembly.